UUCCACACUCAGACCACAAUGGCAGCCAAUGCAGAAUGCGUAUGGGGUACACCUUGGGGAGGAAAGGGUGGAUCACGUACCUGGGAAUUCAUAAUACCUGAUGGCACAAGACUUACCAAGAUUGAUUUAAGCAGUGGAGACGCUUUAGAUUUCAUCCGCUUCACUUACAAGGAUGGGUAUGGCCAUACCCAUACUUCUGAAAAAUUCGGUGGUGAUGGUGGGAUACCUCAUAUGAUCAUCUUCGACGACAAUGAGUACCUCAUUGGGAUUAGUGGACGUGUCGGAUCAUUUGGUGACAACACCGUGAUUACGUCAGUGACUUUCAAGACCAACAUCGGAACUUAUGGUCAAUACGGCACAAACCCCGGGACUGAUUUCUCGUUUGGGGUCACACACGGUAAGUUUUCGGGAUUCUAUGGGAAGUGUGGCAGCGCCAUAGACUCUUUGGGUGUCAUUCUUCAGGCGUGACAUGAUAUAUGACAGCAUGCAUGCAUGUUGUGUUUGAUGGAAACAAAUGUUAGAUGGUCGUACGUUAUUUUGGUUUCUAUAUGUGGUAAUCCUAUGUAUUUUAUAUGUUUUAAGAUCGUAUCUAGUUUCUUCAGAUGUGAAACUAAUAAAAUAAGGUAGCAUACCAAGUGGAGUACAAUAAGCACCCUUGUGGUGCAUGUGCAUUACGUUUCUCAUGUACCCCUUAAGCUUCUAAAUGGAU
Molecule: messenger RNA, 709 nt
Organism: Lactuca virosa
Lineage: Eukaryota; Viridiplantae; Streptophyta; Magnoliopsida; Asterales; Asteraceae
Source: the annotation of a GenBank genome assembly